UGCUAUCACUUUGGGGUGGAUUCACUGUCACACACAUGCAUCCUCUUCACAUAAAAUCAGGAAGCACAGACAUCAGUUAGCAGAGCUGCAUCGCUGCAAUGGAGAAUGUACGAAGAAGGGUGGCUGGAUGGAGGAGGAUAUCAUUUACAUCAAAGCUGUCUCAAGUUUUCUUCAACACUGAUGGAAGUAUUCACUAUAAAAUAUUUGGACAAGGUGGAGGUGGAUCUGAGCGGCUGGUUUUACUGAGUCUGGGUCUGCUGAACGUUGUUUUGCUGAUAGUUGCUGUUGCUCUUGGGAUUAACUGUGCCAAAGUCAGAGAGGUUUCCCUCCAUGUUUCACACUCAACAGCAACACAGCUCAUCACUGAGCUUGACUAUCUCCGUGGCAACCACAGCAAAGCGGUGGAAGCUGAAGAGGAGGCCAAGAACGCGUUAGACAUAUCGCGAAAAAAACAUGCACAACUGAAGGUGGAAAUUGAGCUGCAGAAGGCCACCAAUGACAAUUAUUGGAGGCAGAUUGGGGUGCUGCAAGUAGAGAAGACCAGGCUGCAGUCCAAUAUAUCUGCACUGGAGGGGACCUGUGGCAGAUGCCUGCCCACAUGGAUUCUUCACAACUCAUCCUGCUAUUUCUUCUCUUACAUUGAGUCCACUAAUGUGAGGAAGAAUUGGCCAGACAGCAGAGCAGACUGUGUUGGUCGUGGAGCUGACCUGAUUGUGAUCGAUAACCAGGAGGAGCAGAAAUUUGUGAGUGCCAACAUUGGAAAUCUGAGAGGUGUCCAGAACGUCCGAGGGAACGGAUUCUGGAUUGGUCUCACUGACAUGGACACAGAGGGUAACUGGGUCUGGAUUAAUAAUGUCACUGAGGUGGAGCCAAGGUUCUGGAUGGAUGGAGAACCAAACGACGUUGGACACCAUGGUGAAGACUGUGCAGUUGCAGUUUAUAGCCCCAAUAAUCCCUGGAAGACCCGUAACGAUGGCAGUUGCCACACUAAUACAUUACACUGGAUAUGUGAAAUGAAAUCAAGCUAAAUUCAGGAAGCACUGCUCUCGUAGAAAACACAAACAUACGUUUGUAAGUCUGUACAAAAAAAAAAAAAGAAUAAA
This is a messenger RNA of Chelmon rostratus (copperband butterflyfish), 1103 nucleotides long. RefSeq names its product C-type lectin domain family 4 member G-like. Gene Ontology annotation, biological process: biological process involved in interspecies interaction between organisms. Gene Ontology annotation, molecular function: D-mannose binding; fucose binding. The record is from RefSeq and is a predicted model, not a curated record. Lineage: Eukaryota; Metazoa; Chordata; Actinopteri; Chaetodontiformes; Chaetodontidae. The coding region runs from base 99 to 1028 and encodes 309 amino acids. The transcript has 6 exons. Gene Ontology annotation, cellular component: external side of plasma membrane.